CAGCAAUCUUUGUCUCUUGGUGUCUUCUUUUAUAAUUAACCAUACAAUUGUUCAUGUUGUUAGCAACAAAUUUUACAGAGUUCUCCAACUUCACUAGAGAAAAUGAAUCCUAAGAUCCUUCCUUUUUCAUGUUUGGUAGUUUUGCUCAUCCUCUUUGCCAGAUACCAAGUCUCUACCUCCGCUGAAUCCAGGAACCUAGUUGAAGACACUUGCCGGAAGGCUUAUGAGGAGCCUGACAUAUGUGUUGCAUUUUUGAGAACAGAUUCUCGUAGCUUAAAAGCUACCAGUGUCAAAGAGCUUGCAUAUAUCAUACUUGAUAUUUGCAUAGCCAAUGCGACUGAUACUUGCAACUAUUUUCAAAGGCUAAGGGAUGCAAUCAGUGAUCGACGUGCCAAGAAAGCUGUGGAACUAUGCGUGGCUGAUUAUGGUUUUGCAGUGAAAUAUGAUUUUCCCAGAGCCAAGAAGAAACUGAACUCCAAUUCUUAUGCUGAAGCCAAAAAAUUAGCACACAAUGGUGCAGGAAGGGCGGUGAACUGUUCUAGACACUUGACACCUUUUCUGUCUAGUAACUCUCCUCUCAUGUUACAAAACAGUAUUCUCCAAUAUCUAGGCCUUAUAGCCGAAGGCAUUAUAAAACUUCUUCAAGGAAAACAUGUAUGAGAUCAAUAGAACACCCUUCUCAUAUUUAGUCAAAAAUAAUUCUCAAAUUUCAUU
Molecule: messenger RNA, 714 nt
Organism: Rubroshorea leprosula
Lineage: Eukaryota; Viridiplantae; Streptophyta; Magnoliopsida; Malvales; Dipterocarpaceae
Source: the annotation of a GenBank genome assembly